AUGGAAAGCGUCUGGGGAGUAGAGGCAGGGACACCGGCUGAGCUGCUCGCCAGUGGACCCGGCCCCGCGUACGGGCCAGCAAGAAACAGGGUGGCCCUGGAGGCGGCGGCAACCCUCCAGGAGCACUUACCUCCGCACAAGGAGUUGCUUCUGCCCCAACCCCAACCGGGGGAAGCUGGCGACUGUGAGCAGUCCCACAGCCUAUCCUGUCCACGGAGCACUGCCCACCGGCUGCAAGCCAAGCGCAGCACCAAGGCCCAGAGGAAAGGACUCAGCCGCACAGCGUCUGGACAAAGAGUGCUGAAGCGGGUGAGCCCCUCUCUGUACCCCCUUGGCAAUAUAGGGGAGCCGCUCCUCACUGGUGCCCUCUUCUUCAAAGAAGGUUUCGUCUCCCCGCAAUCCUUUCCUAAAAGGCGCAGAACUCGGAACCGAAGCAAGCCCCUUAACGGUCAGAAUGGUGGCCAAGAGGCGGUAAGCCUGCACAGGCGCAAGCUCAAAGCACGGCUCAAAAAGUGGAAGUACAUUCAAAGCAUUCUCCAGAAACACUCGGAAAUCCCUGAGUGCGAAGAGGAGGCCAUUCUCAACCUGGCUGAAGAAGUGGAGGGUGGUGGUGACCCCGGUUCCCUGGAGACCUGGACCAUCAAAGCUCUUCUUGAAGCAGCGUCCAGCAGGGACUCUUCAGGGUUGGAGCUCCUCGCCCGCGCCGCCGAGGAUAUUAUCGACGAUCUUCAGGCUGGCAGAGAUAGCGUAAUUGCGAUCCGGUCCUCAAACAUCACCACUUGGAGGAAGGAAAUCCAGGCUUGGAUAAAGGCCAGCAAGGAGGACAUUUUCCUUCUGCAAGAGACUCACCUUAACAAGAAGGCCUACCACCAGAUGUACCGGCAAAUGACGCAGGCCGGGUAUCAGGUGUUCGGGGGUCAAGCGCACCCGUGCGAGACCAAAGGCACUAAAGGUGGAGUCUGCGUCCUCGUAAAAUCGCACAUGCAGGCGGCCUCCCAAGGCCAGCACAUUGUUGAAGGUGCAGGAAUAGAGGCGAUAUGUGUCCGCCGGGGAGGUGUUAGCCUCCUUCUCAUCAGCGUCUACCUCAAGUGCAGCACCCCGCUCGAUAUUCCUCCCAACAGCGAAAUCAUGGCAGCCCUGCUCAGCAUGCUUUCGCAGCAUAAAGGACAGUGGCUAGUCGCAGGAGACUGGAACUGCACACCGGAAGAGCUUCUCUCCACUAACAUUCUGCCCCAUAUUAAGGGUCACCUGAUCGCAACUGGAGAGGCAACGUGCCAAUCCGGUCGAGAGCUCGAUUUUUACAUCAUCAGUGCAGGCCUGCAAGGCAAGGUCAGAAGCACGGUGGACUGGACAGUGCCCCACAGGCCGCACGCUGGCCUCUGUAUUUCCCUUACCGUGCCUGGCAAAAGGGCUACUCUCCGCCAGCUUCCAUGUUUCCCCGAGGCUAUAGCUGUGGAGGAGCCUGUGUAUGAAUCCGCCAGUGUUCAAACACCCAUCAGCAUCCUCGGCCAGACCAGCAUCAACGACGUCGUGUCUCUUUCCUUUGCACGUCUGUCAGCAGCAUGCCAAAAGGCCCUCUACCCCAACGAGACAAUGCCAAGGGGAGCCAGCCUCGACUUUCUGCGAAAGCCGGCACUCAAGCCCGACCCGGUGGGGUUGUACUCCGCCCAGCCCGCGCUCUGGGCGAAGGCGGCAGCCUGGUUACUCGGCCUCACCACCGACUGUGCCCGGGCUUACCCGGCCUCCGGCGUGCAUCAGCUCAUAGGGACCCUCCUUGUGCCUGAAGGGUACGGCGCCAAGCCUGGCUGGCAAACAGACCUUUUAUGA
Messenger RNA from Symbiodinium natans, 1827 nucleotides. The record is from the annotation of a GenBank genome assembly. NCBI's taxonomy places the organism in Eukaryota, Dinophyceae, Suessiales, Symbiodiniaceae.